Messenger RNA from Pelodiscus sinensis (Chinese soft-shelled turtle), 2459 nucleotides. Lineage: Eukaryota; Metazoa; Chordata; Testudines; Trionychidae. The record is from RefSeq and is a predicted model, not a curated record.
CAAGGAUAGCUAAAGCAAAGGUCACAUUUGAAAUAUUGAAAGCUAAGCAGCCAGACACUCCAACUGCAACUAAGCACCCUGCUCCCACGAAUGUUCCAAUCAUUGUUCAACAUCCCAAGGAACUCCAGACCCAGAGAGUGGAAGAACACCAGAGACUAUAUCCUCUCAUGAGAUGGCUUUCAAGGGAUUCAGAUAUUUUUUUUUUAUCAUGGUAUUGGCCUGUCUUGGUUUGGCUUUUUUCUUGCUGAAAUUCAUUGACAUCUGUAUAUAUUCUCAAAGGAGGGAAGAGGUCAUGGACCUGACUUCUGCAACAGAUACCAGAAACUUUUUGCAUUUGCCAGAUAUCGACUGCCGUAGGACUCCUCCUUUCCUUGUACUCCUUGUGACCUCAGGACCUGGCCAGCUAAAAGCUAGGAUGGCUAUUCGUCAAACGUGGGGGAAACACAGACUAGUUGCUGGAAACCGCAUUGUGACAUAUUUCCUUCUGGGAAUAACCACAAAAGAAAGUGAUCUAGUUGACAUUACUUUUGAAAGUCAGAAAUACAGAGACAUUAUACAGAAGGAUUUUAUGGAUUCAUACUACAAUCUGACUUUAAAGACAAUGAUGGGAAUUGAAUGGGUUCACAUAUUUUGUUCUCAAUCCAGGUUUGUGAUGAAAACGGACACAGAUAUGUUUGUCAAUAUCUUUUACCUGAGUGAACUUCUUUUAAAAAAAAACAGAAACACCAGAUUCUUCACAGGCUUUUUAAUGAUGAAUGCACAACCAAUACGAUGCAGAGGCAGCAAAUGGUAUGUGAGCGAAGCUGAAUAUCCAGCAAGCACAUAUCCUCCGUUUUGUUCAGGGACUGGUUAUGUUCUCUCCACUGAUGUUGUUAGUCAGAUUUAUAAUAUUUCAGAAAGUGUCCCUUUUAUUAAACUGGAGGAUGUUUUCAUAGGACUGUGUCUCGCUAAACUAAAAAUCAAGCCAGAGGAACUUCAUUCAGAACGGACGUUCUUCUUACAUAAGGUUGGAUUCUCUAUUUGUCUCUUCCGGAAAAUUGUGACAUCCCAUAAGGUGAAACCUUAUGAGCUGUUGAUUUACUGGGAAGAAUUGGAGAAAUCAAAAGAUGAAAAAUGCCCAUAUGUGUGAGAUAACCAAGCUAAAAAAUGGACACCAAAAAGUUGCAGGACCAGCUUUUAAUAGGAUUACCACAUGGCAAGAAUUUGACUGGAUGGGCCAUUUUUAAAAAUGUAUUUGCCAGUUAAUAAUGUAAUUUGCCUUUUUUUACAGAGAGCUAAAGAUUUGCAUUAUUCCUAUGUUCCCACUUCCACACCUUAAGGAAACAAUAUUAUUAGUUUUAUCUUUAUGAGUUACAUAAGUGGCUGUUGGGGAGGGAGGCGGGAUAUCAGAAUUGCUUUGUGUGUGGGCAUUGGUUUCUUUGCAUAUCAAGGUGGAAACCCUAGCCUUCAGUCAAAGCAAAACUCCAAGUGAAGUAAAGCCAGGGGACCUGUGCAGAACUGACGAAUAUUUGUUUUAGCAAGACUUUAAUCUGCAUUUUUACUUAAAAUAUGAAAAUAUCUUGCCCCCAUUUCCAAUUUUCACUUGUUUAUUUUCAAACCUUGGCCUUUCUUGUAGAACACAAGCCAACAAAGCUGCUCUGACUUGGUACCAGCACUUUUGGUAAUGUCAGCUGUUGGGCUGGGAAUGCUUCUGUAUCAUUUGAUUCUUGUUGUCCUUUUCUCUGUUUCUCUAAUAUUAAAAGUUUACAGUUCAAAGGCCAUUCCUUGACACACUCUAACAAGGGUAGGACAACUCUUGCAGUGAGCUCUGUGUGAGCAGAGUUAUGCAUCUACAUGAAACCAUGCUGAAGACCGUGGGGCUUUUACACAAGCACACAGCUCCACCUUUUCAGAGCACAUUGCAGGAGUAGAGUUGUUAAGUACAUAUAUUAAUGUACAUAUACCUGGCACGGAUCGAGUCCUUAAGAUUGCUGCAUUACUUUUUAUGAUACAUUUCCCAUUUAAAAUUGUGUAUACAGGGUUUAAUCAAGAGCCUAAUGGAAGGAAGAAAUCAACAGUGCUAACAGAGUAUUUGAAUUGGUAAAUAAAUAAUGUACUUUAAUAUGUGACCCUCCCCCCUCAAUACAGGAUUAUUUUUUAAUUCAGAGGAAUGAUUAAAUACUGUAAAAUUCUAAACUCAAACAUCACAUUUCUCUUUAUCCUGAGAUAUUCAAAGGGACGGAAGAGAGCGAAGCAUCUCCAUUCUAGAUAAUGGGAUUUGGGCCGUGACUCCACUAGUCUCUCUUGAGAUCCCUAGCCUCAAUUGUUUCAAUCAUACUCAGGCCUGAUAUGUGAAAGGUGAAUGAAUAAAAGGGCUAUUUGUAUAUAGUGUAUUUGAUUUAAUCAAAUGUAAUUGUUUCAAGUAUAAGAGUUUAUUCUCCCCUGGAAUUUCCGCAUCAAUCAUUUUUUAAGGAUGAUAU